Molecule: messenger RNA, 5270 nt
Organism: Jaculus jaculus (lesser Egyptian jerboa)
Lineage: Eukaryota; Metazoa; Chordata; Mammalia; Rodentia; Dipodidae
Gene: Smpd3
Product: sphingomyelin phosphodiesterase 3
Exons: 10
Coding region: 494-2437 (647 amino acids)
Biological process (GO): sphingomyelin metabolic process
Cellular component (GO): extracellular region; cytoplasm
Molecular function (GO): sphingomyelin phosphodiesterase activity
Source: RefSeq, a predicted model, not a curated record
GCGGACUCAGCCGCCGCCGUCGCCGCGAAGCCUCUGCCGCCUGGAAGCCCUGGCCGUCCGGCCGGGAGGAGCCCCGCGAGAAGUGCUGCCGGGAGCUCACCGUCCUCCGCUAGCCGUCCGAGGUCCUGACUGCUUUGACAUCCCCUUUUCCAGAGGGAAGGGAAACAAAUUCCAAGCAGCCCCUCAGGAUUCACUCCCAAGGAAGGUUCCAGAAGCCUCAGGUGCAAUCCUUUUAUCUCAAAAAAAUACCGGCUCCUUUCCUACAGCAACUGGUUCUUAACAGGCCUUAGUGACCUAGCUCUGCCCCCUGAGAUGAACCAUGACUGGCUGGAGGACACUUGCCACUGACCACCCAGAUUCCAAUCUUGCCAGGAGGUGACUGACCCAUCCUCCAGGCUCUCCCAGCGCAACUUUCCCACCCCUGCCCAGAAAAGUGCCGUGGCUGCAUCAGACAACAUGUAGUAGGGCUGGCCACAGUGCCCAGUAAGCUGCGAUGGUUUUGUACACGACUCCCUUUCCCAAUAGCUGUCUGUCUGCCCUGCACGCUGUGUCCUGGGCUCUCAUCUUCCCAUGUUACUGGCUUACAGACCAGCUGGUGGCCUCCUUCAAGCCCACCACCAUUGAGAAACGCCAGCUCUUCUGCACCAUUCUAUCUACACCCAUCUACCUGGCCCUGAUUGUGGCCGCACUGCCCUUUGCUUUCCUCGGGUUCCUCUUCUGGUCCCCACUGCAGUCUGCCCGGCGGCCCUACAUCUACUCCCGGCUGGAGGACAAGAGCUCAGCCGGUGGGACAGCCUUACUCCGUGAAUGGAAGGGCACAGGGGUUGGCAAAAGCUUCUGCUUUGCCACUGCCAAUGUCUGCCUCCUCCCUGACUCAAUAGCCAGGUGCAACAACCUUUCCAACACCCAAGCACGGGCCAAAGAGAUUGGGCAGAGAAUCCGUAAUGGGGCUGCCCGGCCCCAGAUCAAAAUCUACAUAGAUUCCCCCACCAACACCUCCAUCAGUGCAGCCAGCUUCAGCAGCCUGGUGUCACCACAGGGCAAUGACAGUGGGGCCAGGACUGUCCCCGGGAGCAUUAAGAGGACAGCUUCUGUGGAAUACAAGGGCGAUUGCGUGCGUCACCCCAGCGAGGAGGCAGCCAAUGGACCUGCUUCUGGGGACCCAGCCGACGGCAACCUUGAGGAUGCUUGCAUUGUGAGAAUUGGUGGUGAUGAGGGGGGCCGGCCACCUGAAGCCGAGGACCCUGCUGCAGGGAACCAAGCCAGGAAUGGGGCCGGGGGGACCCCAAGGGGCCAAACACCCAACCACAAUCAGCGAGAUGGGGAUUCGGGGAGCCUGGGCAGCCCCUCAGCCUCCAGGGAGUCCCUGGUGAAGGCGCGAGCCGGGCCGGACGGCAGUAGCAGUGGGGAGCCAGGCACCAACAGCAAGCUCCUGUACAAGACCUCGGUGGUGAAGAAGGCAGCAGCUCGCAGGAGGCGGCACCCUGAUGAGGCCUUUGACCAUGAGGUCUCGGCCUUCUUCCCGGCCAAUCUGGACUUCCUGUGCCUGCAGGAGGUGUUUGACAAGCGGGCAGCUGCCAAGUUGAAAGAGCAGCUGCAUGGCUACUUCGAGUACGUCCUGUAUGACGUCGGGGUGUAUGGCUGCUAUGGCUGCUGUAACUUCAAGUGUCUCAACAGCGGCCUCUUGUUUGCCAGCCGCUACCCUGUCAUGGAUGUGGCCUAUCACUGUUACCCCAAUGGGUGCAGCUUCGACGCCCUGGCCUCUAAGGGAGCUCUGUUUCUCAAGGUGCAGGUGGGAAGCACACCUCAGGACCAAAGAAUUGUCGGAUAUGUCGCCUGCACACACCUGCAUGCCCCACCAGAGGACAGUGCCAUCCGGUGCCAGCAGCUGGACCUGCUUCAGGACUGGCUGGCUGAUUUCCGAAAAUCUACCUCCUCGUCCAGCACAGCCAACCCCGAGGAGCUGGUGGCAUUUGAUAUCGUCUGCGGAGAUCUGAACUUUGACAACUGCUCCUCUGAUGACAAGCUGGAGCAGCAGCACUCCCUGUUUACACGCUACAAGGACCCCUGCCGCCUGGGGCCUGGCGAGGAGAAGCCUUGGGCCAUCGGUACUCUGCUGGACACGAACGGCCUCCAUGAUGAGGAUGUGUGCACCCCUGACAAUCUUCAAAAGGUCCUGGAGAGUGAGGAAGGCCGCAGGGAGUACCUGGCCUUCCCCACCAGCAAAAGCCCUGGAGCCGGACAGAAGGGGCGGAAGGACUUGCUGAAGGGAAACGGCCGGCGCAUCGACUACAUCCUGCACGCCGAGGAGGGGCUGUGCCCUGACUGGAAAGCCGAGGUCGAAGAGUUCAGUUUUAUCACCCAGCUGUCAGGCCUGACUGACCACCUCCCUGUGGCCAUGCGGCUGAUGGUGUCUGCAGGGGAGGAGGAGGCGUAGACCAGCCACGCCACCGGCACCCAAGCAAUGGGACCCUCUGCCAGCUCUUUGAGUUGCAGCCCAUCCCUGGGCUGCGUCUCCUCUUUGGAGCCCAGUGCUGGGGGGAGGAGGGCAGGGGAGAGGGAAGGAGCCAUGGUCAGUCCCAGGGAGCAUGGCGGCCAGGCUACUCUGCACCUCCGGGCUGUCUCUGAUGACAGAGGACUCAGGCCAGCCUGGGAACCCUUGGCUGCCUAACCAGUGCCAUUCUUUCCAAUCGUGAUUUUCUACAGAUCCACACAGCACAACCUAGUUUGUAACCCGAGCAUUAGUAUGAGGACCGGGUUUAUGUACUCUUUGUAUCUCUUCUCAAGCUUCGUCCAGGGUUCAUUACUUUUGUCUGCUGCCAAUGUUGUCUCGCAUGCCUGCACCCUCGCAUGCACGCUGCCCGCAUGCCAUGUGCCAUGCUGUAGCACCCAGACCCCUUGCUCGGGCCUCACCCAAGGCCAAACUCCAAACACAAUCAGAACCAGCCAAAGAAGCACUUUCUGGGCACAGCCACCAGCUCUUCGCCUCCAGCCUGGAAGGCUCACUGUGGGGGCGUGAGGGCUGCUGUGAGCUGCCAACCCAGGGCUCUUCCCAGCGUCUUGCAUUCAAGGGCGAUGACAUUUCAAAAAGAAAACAGAAAAAGUUAAAAACAAAAUCACCCUUCACUUUCAAGGGUCUGCAAGUCACUGGGUGGAAUUUUGCUCUUCCCCAGCUCACACAUUAGGGUCCAGCUGGCUCUGGCCACCCCAGCAGCUCCCGUGAGAGACUGGCCUGGUCUGCAGAGCCAUAACAGGAAAUCCAAGAAGAGGGCAGCACUUUUUUACAUGAAGGGGACUCACAACAUACAGGGGUGGGUGGGGUCCUGAUUUUGAAAAUGACAAGUUUGUAACUUCUUCUCUUCUAUCCAAGCCAACAUGUCCUCUCCUUUCUGCCGGGCCCCUUGGGUCCCGUCCUUACUGGGGACUUGCCUCAUCCAUGUACGGCUGAGCUCAGGAACCAUCUGCCUGCCCCCAGGUGGGGCUGUGGCUCUGGCCUCCCAGGCCCACUCUCCUUAAUAUCAUUUAUUUCAGCCAAUGUCACAUUGGGGAGGGGACCCUGGACAAAGGAACAGGAAGCCAAGGGGUGAUUUGUCCUUUUCUAAUGUGCAGGCUGGGGUAGCCAGGCCAACAAUCAAUGUUUAUCUAGAGCAGGGUGGGGGUGAUUCUAGAUAGUAUCCAGGCACACACAGCCACUCUUGCCACCAUGCAACCAGGGCCAGCUCCAGGCUCAGCAAGGUGGAACCGGCUUGCAGCCCACCGUCCAUCUGGCCCAGGUGUGUGGUGGAGGCCUGGAGCUGCUCAGGACCCCUAAGGCGGCAUGGCCUCUGCUCACUUGCCUUCAGAGGGGCUCAUCCCCAGCUACAUAUGGAAAGCGUCUGUUUCAAGGUGCCGAGCUCCAACCUGAGGGACUGUUUUUGACAAGCCCACUGGUCUCCUCAAAGCCCGCUUUGCCCUGGUGAGGAUGGAGGGAACACCAGGACCCUGCUGUUGGGACCUCUCAGUGCUUGUACACUGAAGCUGUGCCUUGUCACCCACUGAGCAGCGAGAGACCAAGAGGUGGGACACACAUCCAGCCAGACACCAGGAUGUGCUGGGCUGAUCCCUCAAAGCCUAGGCAGCUUGGCACUAGGACAUUCAUCAAUGGUGACAUUGGUCUGCCUAGACCUCCUGGCCUCACCCCACGUUCCACUGUUCAGACCCAAGAAAGAGCUGCUCUCGGCUAAGACAGCCCUGCUGUGCUCUCUGCUUUGUCCUCCUCCAAGGGUCUGACCUCCCAGGGCCCUGAGGAGGCCUCGUGGAGUAGAAGGCUCCUCACUCAUGGGAACAGCCAGGUCUCCUCCUACACACUGGGCUCCGAUGGGCAGGCCCAAUUCCUCAACCUGUGCUGCUGUGCACACAGGGAGAGUAGCAGAGGCCAGAGCCCUGAAACCAGACUCCAGAGCUACUGCCCGAGGGUGAGGGCAGACCCUGUGGAGUCAGAGCCACAUGCCUCUCCCCCUCCCAACUUCCAGGGCGGCCUUAGGCAACUCACACCGCCCUGUGCCUCAGUCAUCUUCUGUCAUCACAAGGUUGCCCCUGUGCCCAGUCAGGUCCAGGAGUCCAGUGGAGGAACAGCCUGUUUCCCAGCUCCCCUACACCUCCCUUGGCACUGAGGUCUUGGCCAUCCACCACACACUUUAUAGUGGUUUGCCUGUGGACUCAGGGCUUGUGCACAGCCAGGCCUUUCUACUUCAGUUUUUUAAAGGAAGUAACAUACUGCCAGGAUCUCAGAUUCUGUGGCAUCUAAGGCCUGUGAAGGGGUGGUCAUAGGGGUCCCCCAGAUCCUAAACCAAGGUUCUGCCUGCGCCAGGCCCACCUCAAGGAAGCCCUGGGUAGGUGGGGUCAGCUUAGGAACAUUCAUUCUCAUUUGUCCAAAACCACCUUGAGUUUUAAGUAUGAAUAUUAAUCUUGAUGCUUUUUAACUAUUGUAUUAACUUGCUGAGAUUUAGAAAUACUGUUUUAAAAAAAAGAAAAACGUUUUUUAAUUUCUGUAUUUUUUUUCUGUAUUGUAUCCUCAUGGGACAUUAGGGGUUUUAUAUGGUAAGACACCUAAGGUUUUGGUAAAAAAAAAAAAAAAAAUUAUCAAAUUAUAUCCAGACGAUUCUUCCCUAGAAGAAAAACAAUCUUUACAUGUGAUAAAAAAAAAAUAUUGAAAACAGAGGUGGAUUUUUCCUUUAUGGUGCUGACAGGAAGGAUGGAGAAUGAGGAGAAAAUAAAACUGUGAGGCUCAA